AUUUCAAAAAAAAAAAAAAUAUUUUUUAAUUUUAAUUCUUAAAUUAUUUAAAAAUUAAGUAGUUAUUGUUAAGUAUAAAUAUAUUAAUAAAAAUCAACCUCCUUCAUUACAAAAUUUUUCUUUAAUUCAAUUAAAUCUUAAUAUGAUAUGAAUGACAAAGAGCUUAUAGCCUCGGGUUCGAAAAUUACUAAAUUAACAGAUAUUUAUUCACAUAAAAAAUCAGAACUUAUCGACCUAUGCAAAUCUAAGCAAUUAAAAAGCGUAGGAACCUUAGAUAAUCUAAGGGCUAGAUUUUUAGAAUAUUAUAAAGGGAUCACAGAAUUAGACGACAUUGAAGAAACCUUAAGCGAAUAAAAACACGAAGUUCAAGAAAAUUCAAUAAAAGAUAAAAUCGACAUUAAAGAUUUACUCAUACAAAGUAACUUAAGUGAUUCAAGUCCGGAAACAAGUAAUAGUACUAAAAAUAAAUCAAUUACUAACGACAUUAAAAAUAUAACUAACGAUUUAGAAAUUAACGCUAAUAAAUUAAUAAUUCAGGCAGACAAUAGUAUAGUAAUACUUUAUAUCAAAAUAAUUUAGAGCAAACCUCUGACAAUAAUUAUAAUAAUUUAAUAAACUUAAAUCCUAACGAACCAACAAAAAAUGAACACAUAUACGAAGAUAUCGAAAGUCCAAUUAAAACUGAAUCGAACUUAAAUACCACCUUCUUUAGCAACUCACAACUUGUAAUAGAAAACACACCUGAAAAACUAAAUAAUUCAAAAAAUAAAAAUCCAAAACACAAAAUGAAAAAAAUGAUAAUUAAACCAGAGUAGUAUGAAAAAGGGGAUUCUAGAGCCUCAUCCUCAUCCCUCAUCCUCAUCACCUCAUCCCUCAUCCUCAUCACCUCAUCCCUCAUCCUCAUCCUCAUCACCUCAUCCUCCUUGCCGCCGAUUCGUGACGUAUAUUAUAUCCCUGCGCGCACCCAGCUCAGCCACAUACGUAUACGAUAUACUCCGCCACCCCGCUCUUCCCCCUUCUGCUGAUCAUCUAUUACCAGGGCCUUGCACCCGAAUCAUUUAUUCGGGUUUCGGGUUUCGGGUGCUGGAUGUAUUUGGGUGUUCAAACACCCAAAUAAAAAAUUUAAGCAAACAUUAGGGUUUUCAAAACCGUUAUUAUUCGGGUUAAUAUUGGUUAAUAUGGGUGCUGAGAAAUCUGGAUAAAACAGAACUUUUGAUGACCCCCCCCCCCCCAAAAAAAAAAAAAACAGAAAGUGUUCAUGUUUGUGUUAUUUAUAAUAAAAUAUAAAUGUUUUACCCAAAUUCGCAACGUUUGUUUUUAACUAAACUAGGUUAAUUAAUGUACAGUAGUUACCUUUUUCUAUGAACUAUAAGAAAUAAGACAAUGGGAAAGUAAUUAUUUACCUAUACCUAUUCGUUUUAUUAUAGGUAUAAGAGUCCACGUAACUCAUUUUUUUUUUACUAUAUAACAUGUCUAAAUCUAAAUAGGUACUGGAAUUAAAUAACAUACUAGCAUAUUUAAAAAAAAAUUGUAGGUACUUAUUAAAAAUAUUCAGAAAAAUUUUAUUUGAUAAGCAAACAAAAAACAAAAUGUUUACAAGGCUUUCUGUGGUCAAAAAAUAGCUAACUUGCUAGAGCCUAAUCCCAUUUAAAAGUAAAUACAAAAACAUAAUGAAUAGGUAUAUUUUGCAAAAUCAACAGUUACAACAGAUUGAUAUUUUAAUUUUGCAUAAUGUUACGUACCUAUUAUAUAACAGAAUAGGUGUUGAUUAUUUUGUGAUGACUUAAAAAUUAAAAAAAUUAAUCUUUAUAAAUAUUAUGAAUAAUAUUAUUAUACUAUAACUAAAAGGUAAUAUAAAAAAUAUAUAGGUAUUCACAAAUUGUACGGUGAAAUAAUAAUAAAAUUGAAAAUUGAGUAGGUACGUAUAGUGAGAGGCGCGUCGUAGACUCGUAGACCGAAUGUAAUACAAAUUAAAAAUGUACAAUUUCCCACAUGCCAAGUCGAUGGAUAUAAUAAAUAAUAAAAUAUUAAAAUGUUUAAAAUAGAUGGCCAUAGGCGGGGCGCUGACUGUUGAGCCAUAGACAAAUAAAAUAAAAUAUAAAUUAUGAUUUCGUGAUUACCGAAAAACUGGUAAAUAAUAAAUAUAGCCGCGUAUUACGAUAUUCGAGUUACUAAAUUAGAUAUCAUAGGACAUAGGUAAUUCCGCUUUGGAAGUUCGUCGCAAAUAAUGAAAUAACACAAGUUAUUAUUAUAGUUAUUAGUGUUUGGUAUUUUGGUCACGGCUGUCAAUACUUUCAGUUUUGUUGAGACCACGUCUAUUUUAUAUUGCUAUUGGCUAUAUUUGGAUUUAUUUUACUAAUAUAGUAAUAAAGUAAUAAAUUAUAUCAUAUAAUGGGUAUGAGAAAUAAUUAAAUACUUAAUAUUUUAAUCAGAAUCAAUUAAAUUAUUAAACAUUUUAAUGGAUUUUAUUUUCAAGAAAUUACCUAUGAUUGUUUGUUAGAUUGUUCCUGUUAUUAUUAUUAUUGAUUAUUUAACUCUACAAAAUCGAACUCACCACAAGAAAUACAUACGAAAUGAUAUGUCGCAUGAAGAAUGAGAAAAAAAAUUAUUCGGGAUUUCGGGUUAACCCGAAUAUUUAUUCGGGUUUUGUUUAACACGGGUGUUUUGAAAACAGAAUCAUUCGGGUUAUACGGGUUUCGGGUGUUUGAUUUUUUAAAGGUGUUUAGGGGUGUUAGGGGUUCGGGUUAAAUCGGGUGCAAGGCCCUGUCUAUUACACACGUGUAUUUCAUCAGCGCGUGCGUACAACAGUCAUGAGACCAACAUAUAUAUAUAUAUAUUUAUAAAUAUUAAUAUAGUUUUAAGUCUAUACAUUUUUAGUGACUAAACUAAUGACAAACUAUUGUAUAUAUAUAUAUAUAUAUAUAUGUUUAAUGUAAAAUAUAUCAAGUAUAUCAAUAGCAUAUGGGCGAGGUUAACCCAUUAUAAUGAAUUUCGAUUUAAAAUGUCUAACACAUUAAUUACCGAUAUUAGUACUUUCUGUCGGAUGCCUACAAUAAAGAAAUAAUAUUCGUUCUUUACAUACUUAUUCGCUCGAGUCGCCAGGAUGUCGCAGACUAUUAAUAGCCCUGGUAUAGACAUGUCCUAUCCAUUCUUAUAUUAUAUAUAUGUAUAUUAUACCCCCCACCUUACCCGCAACCUCGACCCGUCGCCCGAUUGCGUACGUGUACGGCUAUGCGUUAUCACUUCUCUCGUUAUCAUAUAUUAAAAAAAAAAAAAAAAAAUAUAAUAUUCUGCGUUAGAAUCGAACCGGGAGGGUAUGAACGUAUCAUUACCCCUCCUUCCCACCUAACCCGUUGAACAAUAUAGUCAACACUGCUAUAUUUAAAUAUACGCUAAAUAAUAUACAUAUAGCGUAUCAUUGUCUAAUGUACAUUAAAUAUAGUUUUCCUCGCCAUUUAUAUUGAAAUACCCUUUACGCGUAUAAUAGGUUUAUUAUUCGUAUUUACACACCGCCUGGAUAUUAGUGAUUGAAAGACAUUUCCUACCCGGCGUCUUGACAAUAGGAGACAUUUCUACUAAUUUGUAAACACAGUGUCCCUACGAUUACGUUUAGUACGUCUGCCGUCUUAAACCGUGUUACACUUACUUUUUAUUUAUUUUUUUGUGAAUUUAAAAAUGUUUGACAAAUUAAUGUUAUUUAUAUAUUAUUUCAUAAACCCACUUCGGAGUCGUACUGCAGAUGAUGACAACCGCGUUUUGUCCCGUUACGACAUAAUAAGGAUACACGGAGAAGGUUUUCAGGAUGAUGAGAUAAAUAAUACUACAGAUGACAACAACAUUGAAAAUAAUAUUCGAUUAAAUUCUUUUUCAUUACGCGAGCUUUAUGCAGAAUAUUUGGUGGUCCGGGACCGUAACAUAGGAUUGAGUGAAUGGGCAUCACGUGCGGGAUUAAUAUCAAGAGAACUUAAUUUAGAGUUUAGUGUAUUGGGAUUGGUGAUGGUUGAUGAUUUUAUGAAUAAUUCAAUUCCCAUGGAUGAAUUCAUGAUACAGAUAUCAGUUCAGGACUUAUUUUUUAUGAUUGGGAGAAUCACUCAACUCCAUACACAGCACUAUUUAUUUAUGCAAUUACUAUACAGAGGUCGUAGAAUAACGGAAAUGGAGAGAAUAUGUGAAAUCAACUCAGAUGAUGCUAGAAAUAGUCGAAUUGAUUGGAAGAUGGUGACAGUUAUGAUUUUAUCAUUUUAUGGCUUGACGGGUGAUACAUUCAGUUUUAUAUUAGAGAUGUUAGAAAAUAAAAUUAUUGUUAGAUAAUCACUUUUUUUAUAAUCAAAGUUAUUUCUAAAAUUAUUUAUUAAUAACAUUUUUUUUAUCUCUCUAUGUAUGUUUUGGUGUUUAUUAAUAUAUACAUAUUAAUAUAUGUUUUGUAUUACAAGUUAUUCUAAAAUUAUUUUUAUCUCUAUGUAUG
Metopolophium dirhodum (rose-grain aphid) is the source of this 4465-nucleotide messenger RNA. RefSeq lists its product as uncharacterized. The record is from RefSeq and is a predicted model, not a curated record. The coding region runs from base 3676 to 4311 and encodes 211 amino acids. NCBI's taxonomy places the organism in Eukaryota, Metazoa, Arthropoda, Insecta, Hemiptera, Aphididae. The transcript is spliced from 3 exons.